Messenger RNA from Cheilinus undulatus (humphead wrasse), 7133 nucleotides. It is a transcript of the gene stk17a, whose product is annotated as serine/threonine kinase 17a. Gene Ontology annotation, molecular function: protein serine/threonine kinase activity; ATP binding. Lineage: Eukaryota; Metazoa; Chordata; Actinopteri; Labriformes; Labridae. The record is from RefSeq and is a predicted model, not a curated record. Gene Ontology annotation, biological process: positive regulation of apoptotic process; intracellular signal transduction; protein phosphorylation. Bases 259 to 1530 code for a protein of 423 amino acids. The transcript has 7 exons. Gene Ontology annotation, cellular component: nucleus.
CGUUGGUACAUGAGGAGUCAAGCGCGAAUGAGUAACUUCAUCAAAAUGAGUUUGUCAGCCGCGCUAUUUCUCAACAUAUUUAAGCAUGCGGAUGUAUUUGAAUCGUAUGCCACUAAACAGUGAUUCCUUUUUGCCACACUAAUGCCUUCUGGAGUUCUUUCUCUGCGUGUAGUCAGCUGUGAGUUCUAAAAGCAGCCUGCAACUUUUUUUUUGUUAAAGUUUUAUUUUGCAAACUAACCGCUCCAAUCAAACGUCGCCAUGAUCCCCGAAUGCCCCCGCGCCGGGGACUCGAGAAGCCGGACUCGCUGCCAGCACAACACCGCUCCAGAACCGAACCAGAGCCGCGGAGUCAGCGGUUUGUUGUCCGAAAUUAAAACUGCCAUCAAGAACGAACCUUUCACCGACCACUUCACCAUCAUCCCUGGGAAAGAGCUCGGAAGGGGAAAGUUUGCUGUGGUCAGAAAGUGUGUGGAGAAAUGCACAGGCAACGAGUACGCGGCAAAGUUCAUGAGGAAGAGACGGAAAGGCCAAGACUGCAGGAUGGAGAUCAUCCACGAGAUCGCAGUGCUCGAGUUAGCCACAGCCAGCCCUCGAGUGGUCAACCUCUACCAGGUCUUUGAGAUGGCGUCAGAGAUGGUGCUGGUCCUGGAGUUUGCGGCAGGAGGAGAAAUCUUCAACCAGUGUGUGGCAGAUCGGGAGGAUGAGGCCUUCAGUGAGGAGGACGUGAAGAGGCUCAUGAGGCAGAUUCUGGAGGGUGUCUUAUUCCUCCACCAGAACAACGUAGUCCACCUCGACCUUAAGCCUCAGAACAUCCUGCUGACCAGCAGCUCUCCUCUGGGCGACAUCAAGAUCGUAGACUUCGGUCUGUCCAGGAUGGUCAGCAGCCACCAGGAGCUCAGAGAGAUCAUGGGAACUCCAGAGUAUGUUGCUCCUGAGAUUCUUAAUUAUGAACCCAUAAGCACAGCAACAGACAUGUGGAGUAUUGGUGUUCUGGCCUACGUGAUGCUGACAGGAAUCUCUCCGUUCCUGGGUGAGGACAAGCAGGAGACGUUUCUAAACAUUUCUCAGCUCAACGUGAACUACAGUGAGGAGGAGCUGCAGCAGCUGGACCAGGCUGCCCUGACCUUCAUCCAGAUGCUGCUCCGUAAACAGCCUCAGGAUCGGGCGACAGCAGAGCAGUGUCUCAAACACCCUUGGCUCCAGUCCUUGCAGCAUCAGGUUACCAAGAAAGUGCAGGAGAUCCUCCCAGCAGAGGACCAGGAGGCGUCCAGCUCCACCAGCAGCUCCACAAACAGCCCAGAACCUCCCAGCAGCACCAACACAGCUGACGAGGAUGAGGAGGAGGAAGGUCCAGUGACUGAAGAGCUGAUCGUGGUCGCCGCGUACACUGUGGGUCAGUGCCGUCAGUCGUCCAACUCUUCUUCAGAGAAGGGGGCGCUCGCUGUCGAGCAGAAGGCCAUCUCCAAACGCUUCAAGUUCGAGGAGCCUUUCAGCGCUCUGCAGGAGGUCCCUGGAGAGUUCAUCUUCUGACCACGCCAACCUCACAACCAAGCAGGGGAGGGUCAGCACUCUCAUGGUAACAAACAUCCGAUGAAAAGAGUUCGCCUCCAUGUAAACUGUAUGUGUACAUCAGACACAUCUGUACAGUUAAUCUGGAUUUAUUUAAGCUUUCUGUCUUUAAGUGCAUUUUUAAGCACACUCUCUUCAUAACUCAUCUUUGGUUUGACUCUCACCACAUCACCUAAAACACAAACAGCAGCUUCAUAACUUCAUGGUUUUCUUAUGCAUGUUUCCUUUCUCCCUGAGCAAAUGGCCAAACACAGACAGCAUGACAGAGUCACUGAUUUACAGGAACUGACUUCAACUUUUUGUAUUGGAGAGUGAUCCUUUAGUAAAGUUAUUUUGAAUAAACUUAAACAGAAAUACAUCUGCCAUAGAAAAGAUGGAGGCAAAGGCUAAAUUCAUAUAUCUGCCUCUUGUUCCAGGCCUUUAAAGGUAGAAUUUUUGCACUGAAAUAGUUAGAUAUUUUUAGUUGAGUUCUAACUUUACCUCAAAUAUUCCCAACAAGAGAAAUCCUUAAUUUUUACAGCUGUGAUGAGGUGUGUCUUAUUUUAAGAUUUAUUUUUGGGCCUAUUUUGGGAGAAGACAGGACAGAGGAUAGUGAUGGAAAUAGAGGGGAAGCCACAGAUCAGUCUCAAAGAUAGAGGCGUGUCUUGUUGUGGCAAAUGAUUUUAUUUAUAUUAAAAUGGUUUGAUUAACCAGCAUUCAGAUGCAGAAACAACCACAUGCAGAGAAAACAAAGCUGAGACAUAAUACAAGAGAUAUUGUGUGUAAACGGGUGUUCAAAAUCAUCAAAAUAGCAUACACAAACAUUUACACGAUUUAUCUGUUUUAUUUUGUGUUUGUAAAGAAAGUAACACAGGGAACCCAAGACAGACAACUCUGCAGGUGACUUCAGUAACUAAAUAACUGUCCAGAAUACAAAUAGAGAAGAAAACAUGUUAGAUGAAAAAACACAUUGAGCUUUUGCAUUUAAUCAUAAUAAAUGAGACUGGAGAGCUUCUUUAAACCAGUUGUAGUAUUGAUAAUUACUCUAUGAUUAAGGGCAUGAAUAGAUCUAUGAAACAAAUCUAAGAAAACUGUGACUGAAGAAACAAAGGCACUUGCUUUAAAAAAAAAAAACAAAUGAAAAAGCCUUCAUUAAACUGUCAUGUUCUUCAAAUAUUAAAAACUGAUUUCAAUGCAUUUUAGUGUACAGGGAAGCUAAUUCUUUACAUACUUCUGCUGUAACUUUCUAAAAAAAAGCUGCAUUCCAAUUUUGUGUUUUAAUCAUGUUCUAAAUUAGGCUAGCCAAGCACUAUACGGUCUUCAAAUCUUAACAAUUCUAAUAAUGUGGAAGACCACAGACAAGAGGACCGUUUCAAAUGAUUUUCAUGUUAAAAUCCAUUCACUUGGCAUCUGUAGUCCAGUAUCACACUGAAGAUUAAACAUACACGAGAUCUCACAGAAACUUGCAUGAACAAAGAAAAGGAAAUACAAACAUGGAGGGUGAUCACAACCCUGAGCUAACUAUCCUGAUGUGCAGCACAGUUGCAACAAAAACCCAAACGGUGGAAAAUACUGAGAUGAAGGUGUAGUUGUAUUAAUGUACCGGCCUGCUCGCUCAUAUCAGUUGUUGCUGUUAUUCAACAUGUUCAAUAUUUACCAUUUUACUUUUGGGAAAAUAAUUAUUUUGACACCACAACAAGCCUAGACUCUAUAUACGCCCCCCCAGAGUGUCUGGUUGGCAUAUGUGGCCCAAGGUCUGGCUUGAAAUUGUACUGAAAAUGUUUUGCCAGCUUAAAGAGCUUGUCAGUACAAGACAAGUGCCUUUGUUUCUUUGAUAUUUUUCUUGCUUUUUACUUAGAAAAGUGUACAUUCAGGACCUGGCUAUAUAUAGCCCAACAGUGUGGUUCUGGAAGUAAAAAUGCCAUUCAUUUCUCCAUAUCAGAUUUACUUAUCAUCCAUGCUGUAGAAAAUAGCCAAGUUAGACCUACCACAAGCUCCUUGAGCUUUAAAUAAUGGUAUAUUUUCCUGUAAGAUAUCCAACUAUUUUCAAUAUUGCAACUAGGGCUGUCAAGAUUAAUCAUAUUAAUCAUGAUUAACUGAGAUCCACGUGUCCCUGAAGCAACAGGGAUGUAAGUAAGUCCAUCUCUGCUCCUAAAUGCCUCAUUUCACUUUAGAAACUCACAGAAAGCUCAGUAGUCAAGUCAGUUAUGAAACAUUUACCUUUUUACUGUACCCUCAUUUGCUUUUCAAUCCAUAACAAGUUCCUUUUUAGCUGGUCAAGUUCAUGUUAAAAUCUUUGAUCUAACUGUAACAGGUCUGCAUCGUCACAGUGUGUCAAGUACCCUUAGCCAGCAAGGGACAGUAGGAAAAACUCAAAAUGACGAAACUAUUUUGAAUGGAAAAUAGUAGAAUUUUAAACUGUGAUUAGAAAUAUGCGCAGAAAAGAUACAUGUAGCAAAAGGUACAUGUAAGGUUGGAAGGUUAGAAAAAAUAUCCUUAACAACAAAUAAAAGGAAUCGCAGGGGAUUGUGGGAUUUGUAGUUCCUUCAUCCUCAUCAAAAGAUAUGCACACAGUACAUUGUCAGUCUUGUACCUUUUGCCUUUUUCCCGUGUUUUUAAUGUUGUUUUCAUGCAGAAUCAAAUGUUUUAUAGUCAUGAGUAUGCAGGUACCUUUUCAGCCUAAUUUUUGCAGUGAAAGUGGUCCAAUAAGGGUUUUUGAGAAAUGGCAAUGGAGGAUUUGAAUGCGAAUUAUUUUGGGAACCAGAGCCCCUGAAAAAGUAGCAGACACUGCUGAGCUCUGUAGACAAGCAGGAUGCAAGCACAGUAGUUGUUAACUCUCAAUCCCUCUUGUAGCAUGAACAGUUGUUCUGUCUCCAGAGUCAACCAUGCUAGCCGCCUCAUUCAAAGAGAACUAAAGUUUAUUUAACAUUCACAGUAUCUAUGAGGGCGUUCAAGCACAGCACUGCCCUUAAUUCUUCUCCUCUGAUGCUGUCUUUUGUUAUUGUUUUGAUUGAGAGCCCCCGUUGCAUACUGCAUGUUUAAACCUGCAUGUGAUGCAUGAAAACAAUUUAAGAAAAAAUUUGUAAGUCUAAGUAUGAGAAAUAACAGAUUUGGUGCAAUGUAAAACCUAAAAACAAUGUAUAAAACAAAGCAUUCUUGUAAUUCAAAACAAAUUCUGAUUGUGGCCAUAAUGAAUUUCCCUGUCCAGUCCUAAUGUUAAUUCAACAGUCUCAACAUUUAAACUAUUAAUGAAAGCAUCUGUGACAUUCAACACAGAGCAGAAGGCAGUUAACCGAUAAGUCAGAUCAGGUGAAAAUGACAAGCUCUCUCCAGCCACAUAUUCAGCAUCUUCCAUCUUCUGCAGGGUCGAUAUUUUUCUACAUGCUGUGUAAAUAGCACUCAUACAGUUCCAGUCAUCAUGUUUUUAAUGCAUGUGUACCGAUGACUGGAGUUUGAUUUGCAGUUGGGAUGUUUGUUACGCUCAUAUUUACAACAUUUUGACCUGAUGUUUGAAUUCAGAAGCCAAAUCUCUGUCCGUUUCUGUCCAUUUCUUCGUCAAGGCUGCUUUCCUAUGAACAGAACCAGCUCCUUUAAGCUCCACCUUUCUUCUUUUUUUGUCUUAUUUUGUAUUUGGUGCCAAGCGUGGAGAAAAUAUUUGAUGAUUUAGGUCUUGCUGUUUUUUAUUUGAAGAUAUUUCCAUGUAAUAUUGCAGAUAUAUCUCUAAGGUGAUAUUUUGGAGUUUUCUAAUUCUGUGUAAAUAAUUAAAAAGUAGUUGCUUUGACACAGAAUAUUUGACAGUGCUGUUAAAAGAGCCAUUUCACUGAUUCCUCUCUCAUUACUGAGGGACUUUCAAGUGGUUCGGCUCAUUCUGAAUCAAUGACAGCAGAGCACUUCUAUUCUUCCAGUGGGUCUGUAUUGUAAAUUAAUGUUAAUGAAAAAAAUAAGCUGUUUGUAUACGAAUGUCUCCUACUGUAAAUAAAUAUUUCAAAGUGUGCCGAGAGUCUGCAUUUUAUUUAAGUUUAAAAGUCAAAUUACACAAGCCCUCAUCAGCUGAUGGCCAGCUGAUUUGUUCUAUGCAUGCUGUUGGCUAAUUGUGCUCAUGCUGCCUUAUUUAAACCGCUCAUGCCUGGCUACGCUCUGCUGCUCUUUCUGCAAGCUGCUCUUGCAACCCUCCUCCACCCCAGCUCCUCCUUAUUGACUUAAUCAAUGUCAUUCUGUAGUCAGUGAUGCCUACUCUGCUUUAUGUUUUUGCUGCUUCUCUCUUUGCCUUAGGCUUUCUUUGUUGGCAGAGGAAGAGCAGGAAUGUGUGCUGUUUUUUCUUCAUGUUUGCACGUAGGCUUGUGGAAGGGCAGGGGGAUCUCAGAACAGUCACAACAUAAAUAACAGUAUAAUCAUAAUAAUCUAAUUAAGACGUAUUUUUAACCACAUAUCGUUUCUUGACAAAAUGGUCCUGACUGAAAUGUGUGUUGCUUCAGUGCCAAGGUCAACUUCAACGCCAUCUCUUUUGUCCAGUCUCUCUCUUUUGGCCAUUGGUAAUAUGCUGAGGGACCACCAGAGGUUUUCGGGCCCUGGGGACAUCCAUGGCGGGCAACCUACGUCCUGCCUAGAUGGUGCAAAAAGCUGUGCUUACUCGCCAUAUCAACCCCCUCACUCAGCCCUAGAGAUGUAGGCUUUGUUAUUUUUCUGACAUGCUAUUUUCCCAUGUCCCUGUUAAUAUGCAAAGACUUCCAGAGCAAAGCUGGGGUUGUGUUAACCUUCCUUUGGCUCAAUGGUGCCCCUUUGGCAGCUUACCUUCCACAUCUACGCUUUACCUCAGCUGAAAAUUUUGGCCAAACAUGCAUAAAAGUUCUGCACAGAACUGUGCGAAAUAUGUUCUGAGCAUGCACUGAGAAAAUCAGAGCGGCAGCACAAGCAAGCAGAAGCAACCUGAAUGGAGAUAGUUUGAGCAUGAGCGCAUGAAUUUUGCGCAAACUAAAGAUUUGAGAGCAAAAGGACAUUUCGAGCAAAAACAGGAAAUCCAAGCACAUGAAGGGGUUUGGGGGUUUUUUUUAGCACAAAGGCAGCUUUACCUUCUGAGUCUAAAAUCAAUAAGUAGUGAUGCAUAAGUAUUUUACAAAUAAUUACCUUCUCCUGAUAGCUUAUAACUGAUCAUUUUUUUCAAUUGUUGAUCUUAAAAAGUUUUUUUAUUUUUUUUAUUAUUUUUUACAUAUUUUGAGGUAAGAGUGUUUUUUAUGUAGUUAGCAAAGAUAUUUAAAUCAGCAGAGACAAUAUGAGUGUAACUGAUUUAUCUUACAGGUUUGGAAAUGUGAACUGUCUUUAGUGGAUAGACUCCAUCAGGAUGUCUUAACAUGUAGGGAAAGUGAGGCAAGCAGCAGGAUGGGAUAGCCCCUAUGGAGUCUAGACAAAAGUGGUGGUGAUGGAAGGAGAAGGAUAAGAUGGGGAAUGGGCUCCUAAGGAGUUUGACCUAGACACUGGAAGGGAUGAGAGAUGGCACAGAGGAGCUGGAUCUGGACAGCGAUGAGAGGUAAUGGAGGUGGCUGGGGUGGAGGAGGGUUGCAGCAGUCAGUGAGUAGACGCCCAUACAA